AUGGACUUAAAUGUAAUCCUAAGUCAAAAUGGAAGCACAGGAAACAUUUCUUUCUGUUUUGAAAUUGUUCCAAACUCUUGUCAGAAGCUCAAUUAUGCACUGGCUUUGAGAGUUGUAAUUUAUUUUAUUAUUGGGACCAUUGUACUACUUACAUUAGUUGGAAAUGUUCUGGUAAUCAUAGCUGUCAUUCAUUUCAAGUAUCUGCACACUCCAACUAACUACCUCAUUCUCUCACUGGCUGUGUCUGACCUGCUUGUCGGAGGACUUGUGAUGCCUCCCAGUAUGAUACGGUCUGUGGAGACCUGCUGGUAUUUAGGAACAUUGUUCUGUAAAAUACACAGCAGUCUCGACAUUACACUGUGUACUGUAUCUGUGUUACAUCUGGCAUUUAUCUCUAUUGAAAGAUAUUAUGCAGUGUGUCACCCCCUGCGGUACCACAGUAAAAUGACUCCUCUCACUACCGUGUUCAUUAUUGUUGUUUGUUGGACCUUGUCUGUUUCAGUGGGGUUUGGGAUGGUAUUUUUGGAGGUCAGUAUUGAAGGUAAUGAAAACUUCUAUUACCGUAAUAUUGCAUGUGAGGGGGGUUGUGCAGUAAUUCUAGGGCCCAUGACAGGUUUGACUGUCAACACCUUUUCUUUAUACCUUCCCACCAUUGUCAUGGUGAGCAUUUAUCUGAAAAUAUAUCUUGUGGCACAGAGGCAAUCGCGUUCAAUACGCAACACUCUUUCGAGGUUGAACUCAUCCAAAGGGCAGCUCACCAUUAGUAAGGCAGAGAAAAAAGCAACUAAAACUUUGGGAAUUGUCAUGGGAGGGUUUCUAUCAUUUUGGGCACCAUUUUCAAUUUACAGUCUAAUGGUGAUAUACUUUGGUUGCAAUGGACCACCUCAACUGUUUGAUAUAUUUGGCUGGAUAGGUUAUUCAAAUUCAGCAUGUAAUCCUAUUGUGUAUGCAUUCUUUUACAGAUGGUUUAGAAAGGCCCUCAAAGUUAUUUUAUUAGGCAAAAUAUUUAAGAAUAAUUCCUCAAGUAUAGAACUGGGCUCAGAAUAA
Molecule: messenger RNA, 1047 nt
Organism: Electrophorus electricus (electric eel)
Lineage: Eukaryota; Metazoa; Chordata; Actinopteri; Gymnotiformes; Gymnotidae
Product: trace amine-associated receptor 1-like
Biological process (GO): G protein-coupled receptor signaling pathway
Cellular component (GO): membrane
Molecular function (GO): trace-amine receptor activity
Source: RefSeq, a predicted model, not a curated record